AUGACUGCGAUGAUGGACCAUCCACAUAUCGUCUACUACGUCGGUGUCGCGUGGGACUCGCUAUCCGAUCUCUGCGUCGUUCUCGAGUUCAUGGACGGAGGAGACUUGCGAACACUCUUGAACAAAUACGAAGCCGAGCAUCAUCCUGUCGGGAUCGACAGACAGAAAGCCACCAUCGCGCUUCACAUCUGCCACGCGCUCACAUACCUGCACUCGUUAUCAUCGCCUGUUAUUCAUCGAGAUCUCAAGUCGCGCAACGUUUUAUUGGACCAGUCGAUGACGGCAAAGCUGACGGAUUUCGGGAUUUCACGCGAACGACUUGACAGAACCAUGACGGCAGGUGUCGGGACUUCAUUGUGGAUGGCCCCUGAGGUGAUGCUGGGGGAACGAUACGGCGUGAAGGCCGAUAUUUUCUCACUUGGAGUUGUCUUGUCGGAGCUGGAUGUUCACUCGCUGCCCUACGCACGAGUAAAGCAGCAAAGUCGCGAGACGAAGGGUCGUGAACUGGGCGACGCCACGCUUCUGCAGCGAGUCUGGGAAGUGCGUGUGUGUCACUAG
Messenger RNA from Phytophthora infestans T30-4, 558 nucleotides. RefSeq names its product protein kinase. Gene Ontology annotation, molecular function: protein kinase activity; ATP binding. The record is from RefSeq and is a predicted model, not a curated record. The transcript has 2 exons. Bases 1 to 558 code for a protein of 185 amino acids. Lineage: Eukaryota; Oomycota; Peronosporomycetes; Peronosporales; Peronosporaceae. Gene Ontology annotation, biological process: protein phosphorylation.